Messenger RNA from Schistosoma curassoni, 954 nucleotides. NCBI's taxonomy places the organism in Eukaryota, Metazoa, Platyhelminthes, Trematoda, Strigeidida, Schistosomatidae. The record is from the annotation of a GenBank genome assembly.
AUGAAAUGGUGCUGGUUGAAUUUUUGUUACUGUAUCUUUUCUGUUUUGUUGUCAAGUAUUAGCUUGUCGUACGGAAGACACACAUCAAAUUGGGCUGUUCUUGUAGAUACUUCGCGGUUCUGGUUCAACUAUCGACAUAUAAGCAAUGUCCUUUCAAUUUAUCGAAGUAUCAAGCGCCUCGGAAUACCAGAUAGCCGUAUUAUUUUGAUGGUGGCUGAUGAUGCAAGUUGUAGCUCGAGAAAUCCGAGACCAGCAACAAUCUUCAACAAUCCUUACAGUCGGGUAAAUUUGUAUGGCGAAGAGAUAGAGAUUGAUUAUCGUGGUUACGAAGUUACUGUAGAAAACUUCAUUCGUAUAUUAACUGGGCGUUUACCUCCUUCGACACCUACUUCUAAGCGCCUCAAUACUGACGAGCACAGUAAUAUCCUAAUAUAUAUGACAGGCCAUGGUGGUGAUGGUUUCCUUAAGUUUCAAGAUGAUCAUGAGCUUUCUAACAGUGAACUGGCCGAUGCGAUUGAACAGAUGUGGCAAAAACGUAGGUAUCAUGAAUUACUAUUCAUUGUCGAUACAUGUCAAGCUGAAUCAAUGGGCAAGUUGUUUUAUUCGCCUAAUGUAGUAGCCAUCGGUAGCAGUGCUAUAGGAGAAGAAUCAUUAUCUCUCCAUUCGGAUCGCGAAAUUGGGACCUAUGUUUCUGAUCGAUAUUCUUACUAUGCGUUUCAGUUUUUGGAGUCUGUUACUCCUUCGAGCAAAAGAACAUUGUAUGAUUUUUCCCAGUUAUGCUCUUUCUCAUUAUGUCAAUCAACUGUUAUCACUCGAUCUGAUUUAUUUAGACGUGAUAUACGUCGCGUACUUGUUACAGACUUUUUUGGUAGCGUGCGUCAUAUAAUCCCUGGACCAGUUAUAGAAAUUAGCAAUUCCACUUUGUAUGAGAACAAUACAUUAAUUAAACACUGA